This is a messenger RNA of Stegodyphus dumicola, 3438 nucleotides long. RefSeq lists its product as uncharacterized. The record is from RefSeq and is a predicted model, not a curated record. Gene Ontology annotation, molecular function: G protein-coupled glutamate receptor binding. Lineage: Eukaryota; Metazoa; Arthropoda; Arachnida; Araneae; Eresidae. Gene Ontology annotation, biological process: G protein-coupled glutamate receptor signaling pathway.
AUGGAUCCGCACGGUGACAUUGAAGAAUCGGAUGUCAUAUUACAAGGAAAAUUGAUUGGAAUAAGCACUAAUGAAAAAUUUAAGAUUUCUUAUUUCUCGGCCACUGACAGCCCGAAACAUCAAACCAAAGACAAAACUUCUGUUGCAAGUUUGCCACAAUCUACUGUAGAAGCACAACUGAGAUACGAAAAUGAUCGCCUCAAAUUAGCACUUGCUCAAAGCUCCGCGAAUGCGAAAAAGUGGGAAGUGGAAUUGCAGACACUGAAAAGCAAUAACGCUCGUCUGACAGGAGCUUUACAGGAAAGUACUGCUAAUGUUGAAGAAUGGAAAAGGCAGCUUCAAGCUCUAAAAGAAGAAAAUACUAAAAUGAAAUCAAGAGUACUAGAACUAGAAGCUAGCCACGGCAAUCCAGAAGCCAUAGCAGAACUUCGAAAGGAAAUUGGUACUUUAAGGAGCAAAAAGGAAACUCUUGAAGAGCAAGUGAAUAACAAAGAUAAUGAAUUGGAGCAGAUGCGGAAGCGAAUUGAAGAUAAUCAUCAAGGUCAAUCUGCCAGCCAGAAAGUUGAAGACAAGCUUAAGGUCCUUCUGGCAGACAAUGAAGGUUUGCGCAGUAGCGUCAGUCGGCUGCAGGAACAGCUUGACACUACAAAGUCAAGUAACAAGGCCAAAAAAGGCGCCUUAGAACAACUAAAUCAAAGAUUGGCUCAAAAGAUUCAAGAACUGAAAGACAUUCAACAUGAGAUUUCAAAUUUACUGAACUCCUGAUACUUGAACAUCAUGUAUCAUAUGCUUCAGUGCCCCUGGUCAUAAAUUGUAGCUCCCUACCAAAAAAAUAUCCAUUUGGGUCUUUACUGAAGAAGCUUGUUUAGCUUAUUCCCUUGUUAUCUACAAAGAAUUCAAGGCUCCAGAAUACUCUAUCCACUUAAUUUGGAAUUUGAUUCAUCUGUUCAACAUGCAAAACCAAAGAUGUGCAUUUUGUCAUUCUUCUGGUACAUGAGCAAAUAUUCAAACAUCACAGUUACUGCUGUGCUUUUGCAAGUUCCUAAGCAAAUAUUUCUUUAGCAGCUAUUUUUCAUUGGCUUCAUUAGAUACCUGACUUUAUCAUUUUUAUCAAUUUUUUGUUCAUUAAUUAAUUUUAUGUUUGAUUUUCGUGGAAUGUGUCUUCAAUGAUUUUUUAACUUAAUGUUCUUCAUCGUGUGUACUUUCUUGUGCAUACUGUGAUAGAAUUGUUUUUUUAAUUUGUUAAAGUUUCAUACCAUAUCUUGCCCCUUCAAGAAUAUUCAGUCGUACAUUCUCCUGUUAAACAGAUAUCUGUGAAUACCACUGGUAGCCAGUUUCAUUUUUAUUGCAAAAACUGUUAAUUUAUAAAUUACUUUUCACAUCUUACUAACAUGUGCAUGAAACAUUAAUAGCCAUUUGCAAAGAUUUUAAGAAUGAAUCUACUGUUUUACUUGACAUUAACACAUUUUAAUGGACGUUACAUCAUAUUUUUAAUUCUUCUACUAAUGUUAAGUUACUUACGGUUUCAUUAAAAUUAAAUUUUUAUAUAGUUAUUCUGUGUAAACCUUUAAGAGAUUUGUUAUAUAAGUUUAAGUUUUAUUCACCAAAUAAUUGAAGUGUAAAACUGAUAAGAUCAUGUUAAUCAUUUCAUCUGCUGUGUCCAGAAUUUUUAAAUUAUGCAUUACUUAAUUUUCUUUUAUGACCAGUGGCUGUUAUGCAUGCCACAUAGAUCUAUGAAUUCUAUUAAUUGGCUGUGACUGAGCUAUUAUAUUUAUAUGAAUUAAGGUAAAAUUGUAAGCUCUCAAAGGCUCACAUAUGAGCUCUCAAAAGGAGCAGAAGAAAGAAAGAGGCAGCUAUUUCCUUUUAGGUAAUAGUGUAUUGGAUGCCCACCACUUGUAAUUCAUUAAUUUAGUGACAAAUAGUGAAUGAAAAUGCUACAUUGCAAGUUCGAGAAAACUGAACUUCUACACUACAGUUAGCAGAGUUUCCAAGCCAACAUCGAAUUGUAAUUACUUCAAUAUUCUUAUUCAUUUUGAGUAAGAAAUCGUGUUUUAUGAAAUUUUGCAUAGUUAUUAAUUUAAGGAUGUAUGACUUUUGUUUUAACUCUUGUUAUUUAUUUAUUUCAGUGAAAUGUAGCUAAGCCAUUGGGUUUCUCUCAUUAAUUUUCCAUUUUAUAAAUCAUGUGGAUUAUAUGUGUUAUGCUCAGUCUGUAAUGAAUAUUAUGUAUGAAUUUAUAUUUUAUGUAAAAUAUCCUGUGUAAUUAUUUGUAAGCUUAGUUUUUCGUGUAAGUUAUUUUACAAUUUUUAUAUCUAGCUUAUUCAUCUUUUAGUUCUUUCAGACACUCGUCAGAUUUUCACUAUUAUGUAGCACAAGAACUUUGAUCUGCAAAUAUUAAUGUUUCUUACCCUUUGGCUUAGAAGUCAGUGAGAGUAAUUAAUUGCAAGUUGCUUUCAUUGCAAAUGACAUGUAAUGUUACUUUCAGGUUUCUGGAUUUUUUUUUUUUUAUCAAAAUUGUUUCUUGCGUAUUAAAAACGAUUUUUGCUCUCUGGCAAUUUCUGAAGGCAUUAAAUAGAUGCACGCAUUAGUCUGAUGCGUCCAUCAAAUGUUUCAUUUGGCUAAUGCCUGAAGGUGCCAUAGUUGAGGAUUGUUAUGCAAUGACAUUUGUCAUUGGCAGAUGAAGUUUGGUGCAAAUAUGUCACGUUAAUUUUUAUCUUUUUCUACAGUUGCUCUUUACAUUUAGAUUAUUUGUGGAGAAUAAAGAUGGUGCUCUCCCAGUCACAGUGUAUUUGAUUCCUGCUGCAGACAUGUUGCACUGCCAUUAUAAGAGACAUUAUUCUCAUGUUCGCCAUAUUUAUGCUAAUAGAUAGGUUAUACUUUAAAACCAAAGUUGAAUGUUUGUGAUGACUGCGUCAUUGAGAAUUAGGUUGAUAUGAAUCAGUUUAUACAGUGUUGAGUAGAUUGCAAUUCUAAAAACUCUAAAGAUGUAGUUGAAUGCUGUCAACCAGCAGCAGGUCUUUUUCAUCUCAUUAUUCAUUUGUUACAUUGUUACACUCUAUGUUGUACAUUUUUGAGAAUAAAUUUUUCAAUAUGGUUUUUAUGGAUAGAAUAAUGAUAAAAUGCCUGAAGCUAAAAUGUCAAAAAGGGUAUCACCAGCAGUAUUAUGCACGUUGAUUUGAGCCCUUUUGGCAUUAACAUUUGUGAGAUUAUGUACUUUGUUUAAAAAGGGUAUUUUACUUGUUUGAUACUUGAAUCUCUUAGGCAAUAUUUGAAGAUCUGACAAACAGUGCCCUUUCUGGAUGAUCUAACUAUGUAAAAUGAUCUGAGGUAUAUAGGCCCUUUGGGCAUGCAAUAUGUGUAUUAAUGUGUUUUAAGAGCUAAUUUUUUUCCCUUGUACAUUCAUUAUAGGACAAAAUGAACAUGAAUAAUUUACUCUUCAAA